GUCCAUAUCGACGACAGCUGCAAUAAAAGAGGCACGGGCAGCACUCUGCUUUAGUUCUCCAUAUUCCCUGACACUCAUCGAAAUACUUCGCAUCUGCAUAAGUUACGGUUAUUUCCCGACAUAUAUCCGUACUUUCAUCAUGACGAAAGCCGAAUCUACCCUGGGCGCAGACCAGGCUCCUGUCACCGGGGCUCUACACGUCGUGGACCCCGGCCUGGUCAACGAGGGAGCAAAGAAUGUUCCGUACUUCACGCCGAUCCAGGACCCGGCGGCCGGGACGGCCAGGGAUCCCCAGCCCGAGGGGUCCCUCUUCUCUCCGCUGAAGCUCCGCGGCCUGACGCUGCAGAACCGCAUCAUCGUGUCGCCCAUGUGCCAGUACUCCGCCGACGACGGGCACAUGACGGCGUGGCACAAGACGCAUCUGCAGGGCUUCGCCGUCCGCGGCGCCGGCCUCGUGCUGACCGAGGUCCAGGCCGUGGUGCCCGAAGGCCGCAUUUCCCCCGAGGACCUCGGCAUCUGGGACGACUCGCACCUUGGGCCGGCGAAGGAGGUCAUCGACUUUAUCCACAGCCAGGGCGGCCACAUCGGCAUCCAGAUCGGGCACGCCGGCCGGAAGGCUAGCACGGUUGCGCCCUGGAUCGACCGCAAGGCCGUUGCGGGCGAAAAGGGACGAGGAUGGUCGGACAAGGUGUAUGGCCCGUCUGCCGUAGCAUACAGCAAAGACACCUACGUGCCAAAGGAAAUGACACUGGACGACAUCGAGACGUUCAAGGCCAAGUGGGUCGACGCCGUCAAGCGCGCAGUCAAGGUCGGGUACGAUACCAUCGAGAUCCACGCCGCCCACGGCUACCUCAUCAACAACUUCCUCUCGCCCACGUCGAACACGAGGACGGACAGGUACGGCGGCAGCUUCGAGAACCGGACGCGCCUCCUCGUCGAGCUGACGGAGCUGACGCGCGCCCACGUCCCGGACAACUACCCGGUCCUCGUGCGCCUCGCCGGCACCGACUACCUCGAGUUCGACCCCUCCAUCCCGCAGUGGGACAUCGACCAGGCCCAGCGGCUCGCUCGGAUCCUCGCGGACAAGGGCGUCGACUUCCUCGACAUCUCGGGCGGCGGCCAGGACGCGAGGAUGCGGGUCGCCCCGGGGCCCAAGUACCAGGCCCACCUCGCCGCCGCCAUCCGGAAGGCCGUCCAAGGAACCGGGGCGCUCGUCGGAUCCGUCGGCGGCAUUGCCUCCGGGAGGGACGCGGCCGAGGUCUUGGCGGACGGGCAGGCGGAUGCCGUGCUCGUCGGCCGGGGGUUCCUCAAGGAUCCCAAUCUGGUGUGGACCUGGGCUGACGAGUUGGGCAUCGACGUCCACGCGCCCAGUCAGUACGGAUGGCCAUUUGGACGUACUCGGACCCACAGGCCGAGCAAACAUUGACCACCGAGGCCGGAGAUGUUGGAUCUGUUUCCUUGGCCUCAUCCACACUUGCGUACCGGUGUCCGGUUUUUUGAUUGUCUUGGUAUAUCCGUAGAGUGAAACAAAUUUCCACCAUGCAGACCGGUUUUGUAACCUUGAAAUUAUUUUUUUCAUCUCCUUC
This is a messenger RNA of Colletotrichum destructivum, 1586 nucleotides long. Its product is annotated as Putative NADH:flavin oxidoreductase/NADH oxidase, aldolase-type TIM barrel, NADPH dehydrogenase YqjM. Gene Ontology annotation, cellular component: intracellular anatomical structure. The coding region runs from base 140 to 1426 and encodes 428 amino acids. The transcript is spliced from 5 exons. Gene Ontology annotation, molecular function: FMN binding; NADPH dehydrogenase activity; NADP binding. The record is from RefSeq and is a predicted model, not a curated record. Lineage: Eukaryota; Fungi; Ascomycota; Sordariomycetes; Glomerellales; Glomerellaceae.